Molecule: messenger RNA, 1749 nt
Organism: Aspergillus fischeri NRRL 181
Lineage: Eukaryota; Fungi; Ascomycota; Eurotiomycetes; Eurotiales; Aspergillaceae
Product: nitrogen permease regulating protein NPR2
Exons: 4
Coding region: 1-1749 (582 amino acids)
Biological process (GO): negative regulation of TORC1 signaling; positive regulation of autophagy
Cellular component (GO): GATOR1 complex; vacuolar membrane
Molecular function (GO): GTPase activator activity
Source: RefSeq, a predicted model, not a curated record
AUGAUCAGGGCCAUAUUCUACAGCAAAUUCGACACCCAAGAGGGCCCCAAGGUUGUCCACCAAGUCCCCGACGGAGCCAUCGUACCCUCUGCGACCGCGCCCUCGCAGCCUCUCUUCCUGACGUUUUCCGACAUCUCCUUCUUCGUGAUUCCCCGGCAAGAGCUCUGCGGCAAUCUGAUUCAGGUGUGCACAAAUGGAUACCGGAUAUUGGGCUACCCGAUCUGCAUGAAAUCGCUCCGGUAUGACCGCAAUGAGUUCAUCUUCAACUUCUGCCUGGUUCUGGCUGAGGAGGAGGACUUCAGCUCGUACAAAAGCGUGGUGCAGAAGCUUGCGGAUCUGAUGCAUGGGCUGGAAGAGCAGAAUGGAUUCUUGUCUAGGGAUCAUUCGAAAAGUGGAGAGGGGAAGGUAUACAGUUUGUGCGAGACAUUGAUGGAGGAUUUGAACAACUAUUGCGAGUGCAUGAUUCCGAUAGAUGAAUUGAACACGCUGAAUAUCAAGCUGUUCCCUGUAUACCGUGCUCCUCCCCAGGUGCGAGCCUGGCAGGUCCCUCUCUUCACGGUCCGGUACCAGGCGUUUAUGGAUGAGAAUUGGGAUCUGACCAUGCAACGGAUCGUGCCCCAUAUCAAUGGCGUCAACAGCAUCCGCAUCAUCUCCAUCCUCGCAGACACUGACUUCUCCCUCACCUGCCGCGCGAUCCGCCAUCUCCUCUACUACGGCUGCCUAUUCCUGCUAGACAUAUUCUCCUUCUCAGCAAUAUACGCGCCCACCGCCCAAUUCAGCUCUACCAUCGCCUCCGACGAAGAAAUGCAGCGCGAAUGCGCCCGCUACGUCAACACGCUCUUCGCUCCGUCCCUCGUCCACGGAAGCACCGGUGCCGCCACUGCACCGUCCGCCUCGACUUCUGCCCUCUCACCCGCCGCCCACGGCCUCACAAACGCCCACGUUUCCGGCAUCCCAGGCAACCUCGUCGGCCUCGCCAAGUACGACCCGGACUCUGUGUGGCCCCCGGUAGCCGACUACCGCGACCGGCGAAGCACAAGCCGAACACCCAGUCCAAGCUCGAGCUACCGCUCCAGCACCACAACACCCUCCAUCACGACCAUCCUCCCAGACGACCACGACCCCACGCAGCCCCCACCUCCCCCGGAACUGGUCGAUGGCGUGGGCAUCGUCGAGCUCUACGCAAGCCUCAAGCAGGGACAGAGCGUGCGGCAAUGGUACGCCCAGAACAGCCGCAAGCUCGCCCACAUCGACAUCCGGCGCUUCAUCACGUUCGGUAUCAUUAAAGGGUUUCUAUACCGGGUCCACAAGUACGCCUACGCGACGGGCCAGCCCGCCCCGCAGCUGAAGUCCUCCCAUCAUUACCAUAACUCGCAAUCGCAGCCGCCAUCGGGACCCUCGUCCAGAGGACCGGGCACAGGGACGAAUAGUCCCUAUGCGUCGAGCGUGGGCGAUGACGCGGCACCGAUUGCCCAGCAGCAGCAGCAGCAGCAUCAUCAGCACCAGCACUCUGGUCAGCGUGGGGAUCACGCGAGGGAGCAUGCAACGUCUGUGCAUAGCGGGAGUCGCUCCGCGGUCGUCUUUGACGACGAGGACGAAGAGGAGCUCGUGGAUAACAAAACGCUGUCUAAAUAUCUGGACGGCAUGCAUUGUUUUGAUCAGAUUUGUACUGAGCUGGAGAUCAGUGAGAAGGACCUAACAGCGGCGCUGAAGAGAUACCCGGGGGAGGUCCUGAUUAUACACCGAUGA